AUGGCUGCUUCGGUGCUUCCUCCAAGCUGCGUUCGAGUUCUCUUCUGUCUUCUCUGCGUUCUUCAGUGUGAUCGUUCAGAGGCCAGAGAGAGAGAAGUCAAGGUUCGGUUCAACCAAUCAGUUUCUGGCCGGUUCGACAGUUCAAUUGCGGUUUUUGAAAUUGGGGUAACCAAAACGCGCAGCACCUUCUUGGCCUCUCCUCUCUCACAGUCUCACUCAGCCACUCUCCUCCUUCCUCUCAUCGAGCUCCUCCUCACUCCCUCACUUCUCUCUCUCUGGCCUCUGAACGAACACACUGAAGAACGCAGAGAAGACAGAAGAGAACUCGAACGCAGCUUGGAGGAAGCACUUAAGCAGCCAUCUCUCGUCACCGUUCCUCAACAUCCAGCCACCGCCGCUGCUACAGCUUCGGCAAGACGUCGCCCUUGUUCGCCGCCGAUCUGCCUCCUUUUUGGCCAACUUCUGCGUCUGUUUUUUGGCCAACCCUUGUUCGAGCUGCGUAGCCCUCUGUUCAGUCCUCUACGCCGCGUGUUCGAGCCUCUGUUCAGCCUCUGUUCUGCGGCCUUUCAGCCACUGUUCCGCCAUUGUCUGCCUCCAUUCAGCCAUCUCCGUCGCGAUUUAAAGCUUCUCCCUUUCCCUGUACUGCUUGAAUUUCAGAACUGCUCCAUCCUAAGGAAUUUUGGAAGCAGAUUCCUCCAAAUGAGCCAUAUCUUGUUAUUCUUGGUGAUGUGAGGGACAAACUAUACAAUACACGCGAACGUGCUCGCCAGUUAUUAGCCAAUGGAACCUUUGACAUCCCCGAAGAGACAACCUUCACAAAUGGU
Messenger RNA from Arachis duranensis, 824 nucleotides. RefSeq lists its product as uncharacterized. The coding region runs from base 1 to 732 and encodes 243 amino acids. Lineage: Eukaryota; Viridiplantae; Streptophyta; Magnoliopsida; Fabales; Fabaceae. The record is from RefSeq and is a predicted model, not a curated record. The transcript is spliced from 4 exons.